AUGCAGGUGGUACUUGGUAUGGACACAGUUCAUUCUGAUAUGGGCAGUGUACUCAUCAUUCUUCACACCGCUGGAGUUCGGAUUCUUCAGAGGAGUGCCAGAGAACAUAUUCCUCCUCGACAUCGCCGGACAAUUCGCUUUCCUCAUCGACAUCGUUGUUCAUUUCUUCGUUGCCUACCGCGACGCCCAUUCUUACUGCAUGGUCUACAAUCACAACCUAAUCGCCAUUCGGUAUUUGAAAUCUCGUUUUCUAGUGGAUUUUCUGGGUUGUUUGCCUUGGGAUGCUAUCUACAAGGUACUCAUCGAAUCAUUCCGUCUUUGUUCAUGCCUUCACUACACUGA
This is a messenger RNA of Ilex paraguariensis (yerba mate), 342 nucleotides long. Lineage: Eukaryota; Viridiplantae; Streptophyta; Magnoliopsida; Aquifoliales; Aquifoliaceae. The record is from the annotation of a GenBank genome assembly.